This is a messenger RNA of Boeremia exigua, 2011 nucleotides long. Its product is annotated as ribonuclease H-like domain-containing protein. The transcript has 2 exons. Gene Ontology annotation, molecular function: nucleic acid binding; RNA-DNA hybrid ribonuclease activity. The record is from RefSeq and is a predicted model, not a curated record. Gene Ontology annotation, biological process: DNA replication, removal of RNA primer. Bases 481 to 1701 code for a protein of 406 amino acids. NCBI's taxonomy places the organism in Eukaryota, Fungi, Ascomycota, Dothideomycetes, Pleosporales, Didymellaceae.
UUGUGCGGACCUCCGGCGGUUUGUAUGCAGCUGUUCACGCACCUUCACCAACAAAGCUGACCGCAGCAGGCAAAGUCGAUCUAGCAAUACGUCCUUUGCCAGAACUGCGCCCGAAGCAUCUCCAUUACCUCUAAAUUCUUGUCUACCACGCCGCUGCCACCCUCAUUCUAGCCUUGGAGGCCCUUUCUACGACAUCUCUCACGCAGAAUCGCGAGAAGAAGCAGAAGGCGACGAGAUGGGCGACUCAAAAUCUGGGGCAUCCACCACUUCCAGUGGCAAACGGAAGAGAAAUGCGGGCCCCGCAUUCUAUGCUGUCAGAGUUGGUCGCACACCAGGCAUAUACUACAGCUGGGCCGACUGCGAGCUACAGACCAAGGGCAUGAAGGCCGAAUGUAUAUUACCUCUGGUCUGUUCUCACGAAUGAUUGACUGACUGAGAUCAGACAAGAAGUUCGAUUCUCUCACCGACGCCGAAGCCUUCAUGAAGGGUACACACAAGCCAAUGCCCAAGCCUGGGAAGACGAAGUACUAUGGCGUGGCCAUCGGGCAUGUUCCUGGUGUAUACACAGACUGGCCAUCAACACAGGCACAGAUCAAAGGUUGUAGCGGCGGGCUGCAGCAAAGUUUUGCGACAAGUGAAGAAGCUCAAGCCUUCGUUGAUGAGCACAGGCGUGAUCAGAGUGUACCCAUCAGCUUGCGAGGCGACCUUUCUGAGGCCUCUUCUGCAGUCGGUCAAGGCUGCAAGGCCAGUGAACCUGUUUCGAAGAAGGCGAAGAAGAACAGCAGCUUAUCGGCGGCAGCAGUGUCCAAUGGCGAUGCUGUGUACGAGCCUGGGAUGGGUCCACUGCCAGAAGGCGCCGAAGACGGCUUCGAUCGCACUAUAAAGAUGGACCUUGAGAGUGGUGCGAUUAGACACAAGACCGAGGCGGAAUUGAGUGCUACAAAGAAGCAACCAACGGGCGAUUUCACAGGUCAAAUCGUGGUCUACACAGACGGCAGUUCACUUGGUAAUGGCCAGACUGGGGCCGUUGCCGGUGUUGGCGUGUACUUUGGCACCAACGACAAGAGAAACGUGUCAGAACCGUUGCGAGGAACGAAGCAGACAAACCAACGCGCUGAAUUGACAGCUGUCGCUCGGGCCCUCGAUCACGUUCCUAUCGAUCGAGAUGUUUUAAUCUGCACCGAUUCGUACUACGCAAUACGAUGCAUCGCUGAAUGGUCACCAAAGUGGCUUAGAAACGGAUGGAAGAAUUCGGCCGGCAAGGAUGUUGAGAACAGAGAUCUCGUGGAGCCUAUAGUUUCGCGAGUCUGCGAACGUGAGGCUUGCAAAGCGAAAACAAAGUUCCAGUGGAUUAAAGGGCACGCCAACGACCCGGGCAACGUCGCAGCUGACCAGCUGGCUGUCCAAGGAUCUAGACAGAGUACUCCUCAGCUCAGAGGCGAGAUCGAAUUCUCGACCACACUCACGAGCCCGAUCAAGACGAAGGAAGAAUGGGAGCAGAUAAAGAAACAAGAGCGAGAAGAGAAGGAAGAAGACGCGGCUUACGACAGUGCGGCUGCUGCACAAUUGAUGACCCAGACCUCGUCGCACUUCACGGCUGUCAACGCACCAGCUCAGAGUAGGCCCAUCGCGAUUGUCGCACCACCACAGACAGAUGUUGUCGCUGUGAGUGCUAACGAAUCAGCGACAGCCAGCACGUGAUGGCUACGUGGUCACUUUUCUGUGAUUGAACCCGUCCUGCUACUACCUAGCUGUGUACUACCAUAUCUGUUGCACAAUUCGGCAUCGUUCAGUUUACAUCGAACUAACCAACUUUGUUGUUGGAAAAGUGGGAACACAGACGCGACCAAUCGCGUUGUAAGAUGAUGCGCAUGACAUAGCUAGGAGGUCUUCGGCUCAUCCUGAGCUACUUGUUUCUUGUGGUGAAGAUGGUAUAGCUAGGAUUUUCGGCUCAUCUCAAGCUACUUGUUACUUUAGGUGAAAUACAGUAUAACAUUUCACGCGCUUGACA